Messenger RNA from Coregonus sp. 'balchen', 4310 nucleotides. The record is from the annotation of a GenBank genome assembly. Lineage: Eukaryota; Metazoa; Chordata; Actinopteri; Salmoniformes; Salmonidae.
AGGUAAUUGUGAAUGAACUCGUCCAAGAACGUAAACAGGAAGUGUCGAUACAUUGCAAAGUGGGACAUUUUCAAUCGGCUAAGAAAAUACUUGAGUAUUCAUGAUUUAGGAAUUUUAACACGAAAAACAACACUGAAUGCCACUGAACUAACUGACACUAAUUGUACAUCUUUCGACCCUGGGAGAAGUGGGAAUCAUCUCUCUGCUAUCAUUCUCACUUUCUGAUACGUCGUUGUAGCUAUCUUAUUUUGAAUAUUGUCAGUUAUAAAGCAAAGAUGGCUUUGUCAUAUUUACAAAUAUCCAAGUCAAAUAUAUGCCAUUGUCUUUAUUUGCCAUGAAACAGAUUAGAACUUCGUAGCAUGAGCUGUCUGUCCUGAAUAUCUUUUGAAUGGGGAAACUGUUUGAUUAGAGAGCUUACUACAGUGCUUCUACGACAAGCACUAGUAAAUGAGCUACAAUGGUUGACCGAAUUUGCUCAAUAUGGUUUUGGUUUGGAUCGAAUCGUCCGGGAUUCUUUCUUGGAACAACGUUUCUGUUAACUCUGAUGGUACUGAUGUGGCUUGGUGGUAUUCCAGCCAGUCUGAGUUUAGGCCCAGGUGGACAGUUCCCAGGGUGCCGAGGUAGGUAAUCUGCCAGACACACCUAGAGUAAAGCAGGUAUGGAAUUUGAUUUGUUACCCCUAAAUAGAAAAUAGAACGUAACCUUCCCUCUCUCACACACAGAUCUGUCACUCUAUGCCUUUAGUCAUGAGGAGCUGCCCUCUCUUCUCUACAACGCAGUUCUCCUGCUGUUGCUUGGACCAUGCCAGGAGCGACGCUGGGGCACAGUGGCUUUCCUUGCCCUCUCACUCCUCUCCAUAGCUCUCCUGCCUCCACUGUAUGCCAUCCUACUCUUUAUCAGUGGGGAUGAGGCUAGUCGUGUUUGUGGUUCCUCCGCCACCCAACUGGCUCUGUUUACAGCCCAGUGUCGUCAGGUGACCCAGAGGAAGCUGCUCAGAUGUGUACCAGUUUGGUUCCUGCCCUGGCUGCUCUUACUCCUCAGUCUGGUGUUGCUCCCAAGCACACCGGGCCUGCUCCACUUCUGUGCCAUACUGAUAGGACACAACUGUAUCCUUCUCUGCCAAAAAAUACAACAAAUUAUUGGAAAGUGUUUUUGACCCCAUUGUCUCUGCCAUAUCUUUUACAUUCUGUGAUUAUGUACCUUAACUUUGUUUAAAGAUCGUCCAUCCUUUAUUGGGGUUUUGCAGAAAAUAGAGAAUAUUGGGAUUUUCAACUUCCUUCCUGCUUGGGCCUAUGUUCCUUACUAUUCAAGGCUCAGGCUUCCCACCUAUAACACCUCACAGAGGUGAGAACAACUAAUAAGUUACAGGAGUUUCUUGAAGUCUGAUUUACUACUACCUAUACUGGGAAUGGCAGAGUUGGUGGCAUGAGUGAGAUUAGAUUAGAGAGUUUAAUAGUCACAUGUACAGGGUUGCAGAUGUAAUUACAGUGUACAGUGAAAUUCUUGAGCUUCGAGCUUCAACAAUGCAGGACAAAGUGAAAUAAAACAAUACAAAUAUAAAUAAUAAUAUGAGUAUUGUCAUAUGAGUAUUGUCACAAGACUUUGUUGUUUAUUACAGAUCUGGGCCAUUCCCUCAGGUAGCUCCCUCUAACAGAACCCCCAUGGAGGACUUUUCACCCGUGAACCCACAACCUUGGUUAGCGUCUGUUCCUCAUUGGCUGCUGGACGGGUCUGCAGCAGAGUCAGAGGCCCAGUUAUUGGAGGAGCAGAUGCUGAGGGCAGGGAUAUUGGCCUCCUUACAGGAUGCUCCUGAGGAACCAGGGACCAAAGUGGAGGUGCCAAAGUCCUCAGUGUCCUUUCUGAGGUCAGUCAGGUUUACUAGGGCAUUUACUAGUAUGGAAGAGCAUAUUUUGCCUAUACACUGAGUGUACAAAACAUUAGGAACACCUUCCUAAUAUUGAGUUGCACCCCCUUUUGCCCUCACAACAGCCUCAAUUUGUCGGGGCAUGGACUCUACAAGGUGCUGAAAGCAUUCCACAGGGAUGCUGGCCCAUGUUGACUCCAAUGCUUCACACAGUUGUGUCAAGUUGGCUGGAUGUCCAUUGGGUGGUGGACCAUUCUUGAAACACACGGGAAACUGUUGAGUGUGAAAAACCCAGCAGUGUUGCAGUUCUUGACACACUCAAACCGGUUCGCCUGUCACCUACUACCAUACCCCGUUCAAAGGCACUUCAAUAUUUUGUCUUACACAAUCCAUUUCUCAAGACUUAAAAAUCCUUCUUUAACCUGUCUCCUCCCCUUCGUCUACACUGAUUAAAGUCGAUUUAACAAGUGACAUCAAUAAGGGUAUCAUAGCUUUCACCUGGAUUCACCUGGUCAGUCUAUGUCAUGGAAAGAGCAAUGUUUUUUACACUCAGUGUAUGUACUAUAUGUUAUUAGAGUAAUUUGUCAUAUAAUGCUUAAUUUUGAUUCCGCCCAAAAGCAAGCUUUGAUCAAAUAUGACUGGCUCAUCAAAGAAAAUAAUUUGUGAGUAAAAACAUACAGUACCAGUCAAAAGUUUGGACACACCUACUCAUUCCAGGGUUUUUCUUUAUUUGUACAUUGUAGAAUAAUAGUGAAGACAUGAAAACUAUGAAAUAACACAUAUGGAAUCAUGUAGUAACCAAAAACGUGUUAAACAAAUUAAAAUAUAUUUUAUAUUUGAGAUUCUUCAAAGAAGCCACCCUUUGCCUUGAUGACAGCUUUGCACGCUCUUGGCAUUCUCUCAACCGGCUUCAUGAGGAAUGCUUUUCCAACAGUCUUGAAGGAGUUCUCCCAUGCUGAGCACUUGUUGGCUGCUUUUCCUUCCCUCUGCGGUCCAACUCAUCCCAAACCAUCUCAAUUGGGUUGACUUUGGGUGAUUGUGGAGGCCAGGUCAUCUGAUGCAACACUCCAUCACUCUCCUUGGUCAAAUAGCCCUUACACAGCCUGGAGGUGUGUUUUGGGGUAUUGUCCUGUUGAAAAACAAAUGAUUGUCCCACUAAGCGCAAACCAGAUGGGAUGGUAUAUCGCUGCAGAAUGCUGUGAUAGCCAUGCUGGUUAAGUGUGCCUUGAAUUCUAAAUAAAUCACAGACAGUGUCACCAGCAAAGCACCAUCACACCUCCUCCUCCAUGCUUCACGGUGGGAACCACAUAUGCGGAGAUCAUCCGUUCACCUACUCUGCGUCUCACAAAGUCAUGGCGGUUGGAAUCAAAAAUCUCAAAUUUGGACUCAUCAGACCAAAGGACAGAUUUCCACCGGUCUCGUGUUUCUUGGCCCAAGCAAGUCUCUUCUUCUUAUUGGUGUCCUUUAGUAGUGGUUUCUUUGCAGCAAUUCAACCAUGAAGGCCUGAUCCAUACAGUCUCCUCUGAACAGUUGAUGUUGAGAUGUAUCUGUUACUUGAACUCUGUGAAGCAAUUAUUUGGGUUGCAAUCUGAGGUGCAGUUAACUCUAAUGAAUUUAUCCUCUGCAACAGAGGUAACUCUGUGUCUUCCUUUCCUGUGGCGGUCCUCAUGAGAGCCAGUUUCAUCAUAGCGCUUGAUGGUUUUUGCGACUGCACUUGAAGAAACUUUCAAGUUCUUGACAUUUUCCGGAUUGACUGACCUUCAUGUCUUAAAGUAUUGAUGUACUGUCAUUUGUCUUUGCUUAUUUAAGCUGUUCUUGCCAUAAUAUGGACUUGGUCUUUUACCAAAUAGGGCUAUCUUCUGUAUACCACCCCUAGCUUGUCACAACACAACUGAUUGGCUCAAACGAAUUAAGAAGGAAAGAAAUUCCACAAAUUAACUUUUAACAAGGCAAACCUGUUAAUUUAAAUUCAUUCCAGGUGACUACCUCAUGAAGCUGGUUGAGAGAAUGCCAAGAGUGUGCAAAGCUGUCAUCAAGGCAAAGGGUGGCUACUUAGAAGAAUCUCAAAUAUAAAAUAUAUUUUGAUUUGUUUAACACUUUUUUGGUUACUACAUGAUUCCAUAUGUGUUAUUUCAUAGUUCUGAUCUCUUCACUAUUAUUCUACAAUGUAGAAAAUAGUUUAUAAAAAAAAUAGUAAAACUCUCGAAUGAGUAGGUGUGUCCAAACUUUUGACUGGUACUGUAUAUGUAUUUUCUUUAAGUAAUUUUUCCCUCUCAGGCUUCAGCAAUUGGAGAAGAUGGGGUUUCCUACAGAUAAAGCUGUGGUGGCGCUGGCUGCAACUAGACAGCUAGAUGGUGCCAUCUCCCUGCUCAUUGAUGACAGAGUUGGGGAGGAGGCUGUGAUGACAUCCAAAGGGAAGAGCCCCCUGCCACCAAGAAUUAUCUGA